ACGUAAUAUGAGAAUAAAAAAUAGUAGUACUCUUACGUUCAAUAUUAUAACUUUAUAAAAAAUUAAUUAAAAGCAUAAUUCAGGCUAAAAAAAAUUGUUUAUUUUUAAAACUAUGAACACGCCAAGUGAAAAUAAAUAUUUACUUUGAAUAACUUAGUUAUUACUAUCUCGACCUUCGAAGUGAAUUUUUCAUUAAUUGAAAUUUACGCGUGUGAUUAGCAAUCUAUAGUCAUGUCGAAUCCGAACAAAAGUGGACAUGUCAGAAGUCUGUUAAAGAAGUUUCAAUCCUUGAGAACUGUUGUGAAAAAAAGCUCCUCUAGGGUUCCAGCGCUAAUUCAAACUUACAGAGAAAAUGUUGUAUCUAUUGCAAAACGUUCUUCGCAUAAAAAUACACGAGUUUCGGAAAUUCGUCCUUCCCAUACUACUUUACAGAGUUCGCCAAAAAGCAAAAAGCCGAACCCAAAAAAGCAAACUGGCCUUAAGACUUCAGCAGGCGUAACAAGUCCAAACAACGAACCGACGAAUAUGUCAAAUCCGACGGCGAGGAAUGUCGAAGAAAAUAUUCGAGUGCCGAAUGAUUUACAUAGCAAAGUCAUUGAAAAAAUUGAUGAAUUUAUUAAGCCUAAGGCAACCGUACAAAGGGUAGAUAGUGACGAUAAUAACGAAACGGACGUACUAUCCGUUUUGAUACAAAGUUUUAGUGAAAAACUCGAGAGAUUGCAAUCUAAGCGCGUUGUGAAGACGACAGAAAUAAAUAAACAAGAAAAAUCUCUAAAACAUUUUAUUGAGAAUUGUGAUAUUUUGGGUGAAAUCCAGGAGGAUAUUCGAAAGGAAUUGAUGUCUCGACAAUGUAAUGUCUACAAGUCGACUUCAUUUAGCAGUCAUGAUGACGAUGGCUCCACUACUGGCCGUUUUCAAUCGCCACAUUCGGAUUCCCACAAAACUCCUAUUGUUGAAAAUAUUAGUAGUUUAAGUGAUCCCAUCCAGUGUGAUGUUUUAUCUGGUGGCGAACAAAAAUUAAACGACAGUAAUGGUCCUAUGGAAAACAAUAUUCACUCAGAACUCGGAGGCAAUUCAGCUGCCGGCGAUUGCCAAACGCCUCACAAGAGUGAACAGGACGUUGUAAAAAAACCAAGCCUUAUUGUUUUUAAAUUGGAAUAUUGUGAACCAUCGACUAGCCACGAGGUGCUAGAACAUAACGCCGGAGUUCUUGCGUCCACGAGGUUUGAAAUCGUAAUGGAGACGGACGAUGCGGGUAUUUUUUCUUCUGAUGACUCAAGUGACGAUUAUGAAGACGCAUUUGAAUAUUUCAAGAGCUCAUCAGAACCAGAUGAUGAUCUAGAAUAUUACUCUUGGGCGGAAUAUUAAAAAAAUAGUUACGUAUAUCGUAAUUUUAACGUGACUAAAAAUCAGUUUUGGUUCUAAGCAUAUAUGGCCGUGUCAUAAAACUCCCCAUCGUUGCCUUCCAAACCUAGUGCGGCUUUUAAAUAUCUGUUCCAUAGCGAAGUCCACUCCUUUCUUUUAAUUAAUAUUUAAUAGUCACAGGAAUAUUGCAUUUUUUCGAGAGAGUAUGAGCUAAAGAAAUCAAAAUAAAAAAAUUAUUUAUGCACUCAGGAUACAAUUUUUGAUCUUGGAAGAUAUAAAUUGAUUUAAAGUAAUUCGUUAUUGAAGUAAGUCAAUAUAUUUAAAUUAAAUUAUUUAUCUGGACCUACAAACACCAUGUGUUGUUAGUUUUUGAAAAUAUUUUUUAUGAAGAUAUAUCCACUUCAAAUUUUUAACAGAACGCAUUUGGGGUUUUUGGUAAACAAUUUGACAAUUUGUUUAUAAGCUUAUUAUUCAUAAAAUUAUCUACACGGAGUACCAUAAGUUACCAUACUAAUAUUAACACCUGUUAUAAAACUGAUUAAAUGAUUUAUUUUUUACAAUUUUUUUACGUGAUUAAUCAAUAUAUGAAAAAUUUUUGGCUUGCAAUUUUAAGAAGCUUCAAGUGCAUUUUGAUUUUAGUUUUAUUGUUUAUCAAUUAUAUAUAUAUAUAUGUGUGUGUGUGUGUUUGAUCUGAUAAAAUAAGGAUUAAUUUCCAACGACAGACCUUAUUAAAAAUACAUAAUAUUUAAAAAGAAGUACGUAAAUGAAAAAGGUUUAGCAACAAAAUAAGAAAUGAGACAAAGAUAAUUUAUUACAUUAAUUACGUAGAUAAGGUCGUAUAAUUUAUUUAAGGUAGUAUAAUAAAAAUUAAAUUUUAUUUUAUUUCACUAGCAAUAAUAUAUACAAAUAUAAUACAUGUUAGUUAUAAGCUAAUAAAUAAUAAUAAUCUAAAUAGUAAGCUGAUGUUUCAAAAUAUCUAAUCAAAGUGAAAACAAGAACCAUUUAGGACGAAGAAGGAUCAACAACACGCACGAAAGUAAGUAGUAAAAAGCGCUUCAUGCGUUCUCUCUAUGGUGAUAGGUGUGCUUUUUUGUCGGAUUAUUUUUUUGUCUUAUUUGGCUUCCCUUUUGUUUGCAGAUGCGGUUUUUCGCCCGUUCGGGUUUUUGUCCGCAUUUAACUUAAUUAUGUUUAUAAAAUAUAUAAAUAAAGAUA
Messenger RNA from Daktulosphaira vitifoliae (grape phylloxera), 2577 nucleotides. RefSeq lists its product as uncharacterized. The record is from RefSeq and is a predicted model, not a curated record. Bases 232 to 1368 code for a protein of 378 amino acids. Lineage: Eukaryota; Metazoa; Arthropoda; Insecta; Hemiptera; Phylloxeridae. The transcript has 5 exons.